This is a messenger RNA of Nelumbo nucifera (sacred lotus), 1700 nucleotides long. RefSeq names its product heavy metal-associated isoprenylated plant protein 35-like. Lineage: Eukaryota; Viridiplantae; Streptophyta; Magnoliopsida; Proteales; Nelumbonaceae. Gene Ontology annotation, molecular function: metal ion binding. The record is from RefSeq and is a predicted model, not a curated record.
CCAACUUUUAUACUCUAUCCAACUUUCUCUAAAAUGUUAAGUGACCUUCGUUCGUCCCUCUUUCAGUGUUCCUCUCUUCUUUAAACAGUCUUAACGCAAACGCUUUCUCCUCUUUCUCCACCAACCUCCUAAGCUCAUAUUCAUCUCUCUCUCUCUCUCAUGGCAACAACGGGAGCUGAAGAAGCUACACAACCGCUGAAAUACGAGACGCAUCUCUUGAAAGUGUCCAUCCACUGUCAAGGCUGCAAGAGAAAGGUCAAGAAGGUUCUACAGAGUAUCGAAGGUGUUUAUACCACAACUGUCGAUUCCCAGCAACACAAAGUUGUAGUGACUGGAAACGUCGACGCAGAGACCCUGAUCAAGAAACUGCAGAAAACAGGGAAGCACGCGGAGCUUUGGCCUGAAAAAGCUGAGAAGAAAGAGAAAAAAUCUGGAAAAGCGAAGAACAACGAGAAACCAAACGACUCGAAAAGCCAUGAAAACAACAAUGCUGACAGUAGCCCAAAGAAAGCAGCAGCAGAGAGCAACGAAGCAAAACCCACAUCCGCUAAAAACAGUGAAAGUGGUGGAACCACCGCCAAAGCCAGCGAAGGUGGAAGCGGGAAACCCGCUAAAAAUGGCACCGCCGGACAAAACAAAGACCCGAAGCCCGACGAAAAGAAACCGGAAAACUCGCAGGCUGGGAGCCAGUCUCCACCGCCUGACCAAAAGGGCAGUGAUGGUGACGGGCCCGCCGAUAGAAGUGGCGGUGGGGCCGGUGGUAAUGGAGGUAAGAAGAAAAAGAAGGGGCAGAAAGGGAAUGGAAACCAGGGCGGAGAUGAAGCCACCGGCGACACAGCAGCAGCCAACGCAGGAGGAUCUCCUUCUACCUCCCCCACUACUACUCCUGGUCCGAAUGCUGCAAGCCCUAGUCACACUGGUCCCACCACCGUGCCAAUUAAUCUCAGCCCUCCACGUCAGCAUGUAUACCCGUACGGUGCGUAUUGCCCCCCUCCAGUGUAUGCCGUAAGUUACAAUACAGCAUACCCCUCGUCUAGCUACGGUGCAUCCUACUACGUGCCCCCAGCACCACCUCAGUACACGUUCACGUACACUCACCCAGGCUCUUACGAUGCACCAGCACCAGCACCACCGUCCGAUUCAUUCGAGAUGUUCAGCGAUGAGAAUCCUAAUGGGUGCAUGAUCAUGUGAUGGGUUCGUCGAAAACCGACUUGGGCAUGUUGGGUUCUGUCUACACGUAGCUUAUACCACUCGUAUCAGCUAGCUUUGGGGGAGAACGACUGAAUGAGAGAGUUAAUUCUGUAACCAUGUACAUAAGUCAUAAGGAAAGUAAUGGUAGGGUUAGUAUUGGGAAAGGAGAAGUAAGAUAGUUUUUGGUUGAGGGGUUCUGGUUUAUUCUUGUUGCUUUUUUAGCUUCAGAGAGUUCUUACUUCUUAGUCUUGUAAUGUUGUAGAUUUUUGUACUUUCUAGUGUAGACAUAAGAUCUCUCUCUCUCCUCUCUAUCUGACACAUAAUCACAUUAUUUAAGUCUUUAAGUAAAGGAGGUUUUGAUAAAGAGGUGGAGACAAGAACAACUGUCCAAGUUGGGUUGCUGGAGGGGUUGGUUCUCAGUUCUCUUGCUUUUUAUGAACUGUUUGUGGGUUUGAUUUUAAGCCAGGAGCUGUCUCUAUAAAUUGUAGGGAGCUAAAAUCUAUUUGGUA